Linum tenue is the source of this 1436-nucleotide messenger RNA. Lineage: Eukaryota; Viridiplantae; Streptophyta; Magnoliopsida; Malpighiales; Linaceae. The record is from the annotation of a GenBank genome assembly.
ACGGUACAAUCAAUCCCUCCAAAAGUGAGAGAAAAACAAUACCAUCAUAUUUUAAUUUGGCCAUCUCUCACCUCUCUCCUCUCUCUUUCUUUUCCCUCUUCUCCUUCUUCGUGCCUCCCCGAAACAGCAGAUGAAGGUUUUCUCAUCUCCAUCUUUGCUCAAUCUUUGAUUUAUCUCUAUACUGUAGAUAAACAAAAAAAAUCAUGGGAUGAAAGCUCUCUCCUUCUCUGCCUAAUCGAUCUGGUCUUCAUCCCCCUCUCCAAAAAUCACCAUCAACCCCCCAACAAAAUCUCCGGCUAAGCUUCAAUUCUGCAUUCUUCUUUACCGACGAAUCAGUUCCAACAGUCAGCACCUAUCUUUAGUUUGGAUUUUGCUUUUGUUGUUGGGCCUUCUGAUUAAACGUCUCUCCUGAUUAUUCUGUUUCCUUGGAGGUCCUGCUAUCAGAACGACAACAUAGCUGGAGGAGAAUCCAAGUGCUAGCAAAUGGGUCAGGACACCCAUCAACAACUAUGAUAAGAUGUUUGAGUUGUAUGGUGAACAUAGAGCAACCGGAGAUGGAGCUGCGAGUGCAUUUGAGAGGAUCGAUUGUUGGAAUAUGAGGAAUUCAGCAUUCAACAUUGAUUUGAAUGACACAGAAGAUGACGAAGGUAUGAAUGCCUAUACUCCUUCACCUUUUACACCUCGUGAAGGGACAAAUGCAUAUAGCUCUGAUGGUAGAUCUGCUUUCACUCCUGAUCCUUCACCAUCAGUCGACUCUCAUGGAACUGCCUCUUUAAAAGGAACCAAAAGAAAAGCAACUAUGGGAGAUGUAUUUGUCAACCAGCUAGAGGUAAUGUCUACCAACAUGAGUAGAAUGGCAGCAGGUAUAGAGAUGGGGAAUAUGAUUGCUGAACGUUCUGCCAAGGCGAUGGAGAAAGGAAACAAGAUUAAAGAGAAGUCAUUGGUGAUCCUUGAACACCAGAAGACUCACAUCUACAAAGAGGGAGAAAUUUCUCAAGAAUUGCAGCGUUAUGACAUUCCUGCAGAAAUGAGGUUGAAUGAUUAUAAGUACUUGUCCAAAAAUCCGGGGACCACAAGGGUUCUAUUUGGCUUGCCAGAUGAGUACCGCCAGCAGUUUGUUGUUGAUUUGGCGAUAAAGCAAGCCUUUUGGCAAGUUUACUUCUGAAGUAGUAUGAAGGUGUUUUGUUUUGUAUAACAUGAUGUAUGCGGAAGUAUUAGCAAGUCGCCUCAUUUUGGACGAAUUUAUGUGCGUCUAGUACUAGCAGGUAACUUUUUUUGGACGAAUUCGGGUAUGUAUAAUGUUAGCAGGUGACCUUAUUUGGAACGGAUUUAUGUUUGUCGGCAGAUGACUUACUUUUGGACGGAUUUGCGUAUAUCCAAUAUUAGCAUGUCGUUUUAUUUUGGACAAAUUGAUAUAUGUCUAGCAUUAUCAUGAC